AUGUCAAAUAAUGGGGAUAGUAAAAGUAUAAAGUUUAGCUCCAAUUUUGAAGAAGAAAACCACGAUCAAGAAAACUAUUCAGAAUCCAUCGACGAAAAAAAUCUCAACUAUUUUUGGGUCUUAGCACACAGUACACAACCCCGUAACCCACAAUUAGGUGGAUACUAUAUGUAUAAAUUUAGAGAAAUGGCAAAUAUUAAACAACUAAGAGGAGUACCAACAAUGAUAGAAUCGAGAACCUGUAGUAAUUGUGGAACAUUUUUAAUACCAGGUAUAAAUUGUAGAGUUAGAAUUAUUAAAACUGAUCAACUAUCAAAUAAAAGUAGAAGUUUAAUUUCAACCAAUACAAAAGAAAUUAACUCGUUAGAAUUUAGAUUAAAACCAUCACCACAACAACAACAACAACAACAACAACAACAACAACAACAACAAUCCCUAUCAAAAAAUUCAAACAAAUUAAACAAUUCAAUAACUAGAGUAUGUUUAAAAUGUAAUAAACUAAAUCCAUUAAAAGGUGAAACCAUAUCAAAAAGGAAACAACCCAUCACCCAACCAAGCACAUUUAAUAAUCCAUUUUCAAUUAGCCAUCCAAAUUCUAAUCAAUUAAAUGCCAUUAAGCAUGCUUGUGGUGAUUCAAAUAUAACAAUUGCAAAUAAGUUAGCUGGUAAAAACUGUAUUGUUUGUGGCAAAAAAAAAUCUGGUUCAAUUAGAAUACCAUCAAUUGGUUAUGGUGGUAAAGUUUUAAUAAUAUGUUGUAAAAAAGAUAUUACAAUUUCACUUAGACAUUUGGAACAAUAUAUGGGUUUUAUAGACUUACAAAAAAUAGAUAAAACCAAAGAUAUAUUAAAUGGAGGUUCUGAUGAAGAAGAUAACUCCCAAGAUGAAAAUGAAGAUGAUGAAAGUGAUUAUCCUUGUCAAGGGUAUACGCUACUUCAGCCUAAUCGUGAACCAUGCCCAGAAUUUUGCAAAAUAAAACAUUUAAAACUAAAUGAAAAUGAUGGUGUUAAAGCAUUCUGUAAACCAACUCAUUUGGUAAGAUAUCUUAUGGUAUGGUAUGCAUCAGGAAGAAAAUCUUAUAAAAAACAAAAGCCAAGAAAAAAACAAAAAAAGAUUCAAGAUGAAGUCGAUGAUGGAGAUGAUGAAGACGAAGAAGAUGAAGAGAAUGAAGAAGAUGAAGAAGAUGAAGAAGUUGAGGAGGUUGAAGAGUUUGAAGAAGAUGAAGAAGGUGAUGGAGAUAAAGUGGUGAAAAAGACUACAUCAACACCAAAAAAAGGUAGAACAAUAAUAUCCACUUCUCCAAAAAAAGAUAUACCAACACCAUCACAACCCUCACCAAAAAAAAGUCCAGGAAGACCAAAGAAAGCUGAACACUAUGAUGAUGAUUUUAAAGUUUUAUGUUCAAUUCCUAGAGAAUCUUUUUUUUAUUUAUGUAUGACAAUCAAAGAGAAACACAAUUUAGAAUAUAGCUAUUCAUUAAAAGGCUUAUUAGUUGUUCUUCUAGAAUUAAGACAAUAUCCAAACCUUAAUUUCCUUUGUUCAAUAUUUCAAUGUCCAAAAACAACGAUACAUGAUAUGUUGAAAAGGUUUAAAAUUGUAUUAUAUGAUUUAGUAAAGUGUUUUGUUUCGAUUGGUACAAAAGAACUUAGAUUCCUGGAGUCAAGUUAUUUAAAAUUUACUGAUCAAAUGUAUACAUUAAUUUUAGAUGGGACAGAACAACCAUGCCAAUCCUCUAAUGAUGUUUCGGUUGAAACACUUUUCUAUUCUGCAAAAAAAAAACAACAUUCUUUCACAAUUACUGUUGGCAUAUCCCCAAAAUAUAAAAGAGUAUUAUGGUUAUCACAAUCUUAUGGUGGCAGUGUUGUGGAUGUUAAUGUAUGUAGAUAUGAAGAUGGAUGGUGUUUUCCAGAUGAAUUAGUUUUAGGUGAUCAAGGUUAUACAGGACUAAGUGAUAAAAUUUUUUGUAUUCCUAAAACUGGCAAAGAUGGCUCAUCUUUUUCUUCAGAAAGAACAAAAGUCGAAAAUGCAAUUGCUGAUCUCAAAAACUACAACUGUUUAAGAGAAACAUCCAGAAUACCAAUCACUCACCCCGAUGCUCUUUCACUACAUAACAUGAACUGGGUUAUUUGUGCUGCCCUUAGAAAUAGAUUUUUGUUACCCAACCAUAAUUUGUGGUACCAAGAUUGUUUUUAA
Dictyostelium purpureum is the source of this 2190-nucleotide messenger RNA. RefSeq lists its product as uncharacterized. NCBI's taxonomy places the organism in Eukaryota, Evosea, Eumycetozoa, Dictyosteliales, Dictyosteliaceae. Gene Ontology annotation, biological process: tRNA processing. The transcript has 2 exons. The coding region runs from base 1 to 2190 and encodes 729 amino acids. The record is from RefSeq and is a predicted model, not a curated record. Gene Ontology annotation, cellular component: nucleolar ribonuclease P complex.